Molecule: messenger RNA, 4385 nt
Organism: Diuraphis noxia (Russian wheat aphid)
Lineage: Eukaryota; Metazoa; Arthropoda; Insecta; Hemiptera; Aphididae
Biological process (GO): negative regulation of DNA-templated transcription; regulation of transcription by RNA polymerase II
Cellular component (GO): transcription regulator complex; histone deacetylase complex
Molecular function (GO): transcription corepressor activity
Source: RefSeq, a predicted model, not a curated record
GGCAGCUCGGAAGACGUUAAGUCAGCAGAUUUGAGCAAGUUAAAUAUGUCGAGGCGGUCAAAACCGGUGGCGAAAGCUAUGUCUCCCAACAGACAGGGUCCCCAGCAGUGUAUUACCUGCGGGAAAGUGUUUGGGAACGCGUCUGCACUGGCCAAACACAAGUUGACACACAGCGACGAACGGAAGUAUGUGUGCAACGUUUGCAGCAAAGCUUUCAAAAGACAAGACCACUUGAACGGACACAUGCUGACGCACCGGCACAAAAAGCCGUUCGAGUGCAAGGCCAGCGGAUGCGGCAAGUCGUACUGCGAUGCGCGGUCRCUGCGCCGGCACACGGAAAACCAUCACCACCAUCAGCCGUCGUCCAAUCAGGGCUCGCCACCCGCGUCGCCGUCCUCGUCCACGAGUUCCGGUUGCAUUCAGUACGCACCCGCGCCCAUGCCGUCGCCUCCCGGAUCGUCCGCGGCCGCCACGUCCACCACGGUGGCCGCCGGUGCGUCGUCUUCGACUUCGUCGCCAUCCACGUCGUCCACGUCGUCCUCGUCGUCUUCGACCGCGUCCACUUCGGUGGCGUUCGGAUCCAUGACAGCCGUUUCGGUUUCGACGUCGGCGUCGUCAUCGUCUUCGUCGUCGUCUUCGUCUUCGCCAUCAAUGUCAUCGUCAUCGACGACGUCCUCGUCCGCCGCACCGCACCACCAACAGCAGCCGCAUGACGCGACGCCCAGUCAGCUGCAAAAGCUGCUUAGCGCCGAACCACUGUCGUCGACYGGCGGCAGCGGCAGCGGAGGAGCACUUCCUUCAAAGAGUGGCCAAUCGGAAACGCGAAAUGCGGCAGACAGCGAAGACAGUUUUACUAAACAGCARUUUGAUAUUAUUCAACAGAUUAUGCAUCACACCCAACAGCAAAUAGCGACGUCAAAUGUAUCGAAAAAUUCGAAUCUGAAGAAUUCGUCCAACGCAAAAAAUUGGAACAGUCAACAGACCUCGAACGGCGCAACAGACUCGACAAACAACAAACAACAGCACUCACAGCCCACUGCCGUUGCAGUGCAACCUAAGCCGGAACAAAAGCCCGUGGAAUGCAACCUGUGYCAUCGAAAGUUCAAAAACGUACCGGCUCUAAAUGGACACAUGAGGCUGCACGGUGGAUACUUUAAAAAGGAAACUGAUUCAAAAAAAUGGGAAAAAAAAGAAGCAUCGGGCCCACCCCUGCAGACUGCCAGCAUGAGUGUCAGGGCKUUGAUCGAAGAGAAAAUCAUACAAAAAAGGACCACGAAACCAAAUUGUUCAACUCAAAACGGACUAACAUAUUCAAGCUUGAGCCGAGAGAAGGAAACGGUGGUACAACAAGUGGUGAGCAGAAGCACGGCGGUACACGCGGUGAUGACCACCGGCGGUACGUCGUUCGCGGUGCCGGCGGUUCCGAACAGCGCCUCCGUGGUGGACACGACGGUGGGCUUGGCCGACUCCACGGCCGUAGUGUACACGGACGUGAUACUCAAAAAGACCGGGGUGAAGAGGGCGUGCUCGGACCCGGGAUACCAGUUCAGUCACAGCAGCACCAGCCCGCAAAUAGAUAUUAAUUACUCCGGUUCCCCGUACACACUGAAUCACGGAAACGGUGGAGGCGGUGGAGGCGGCGAAAAGGAAACCGAUAACCAGGGCUAUUAUUCGCCGGGACUCAACGACGAUAUAUUUCCCAACGUACAAGCCGAAACGAUGCUCUUGCAGGCCGUCGACUCGGUGCAGUUGGCAAACACGAUGCAGGCUACGGACAUGCAAGACAUGUCGUGCUUAGAUGAUUACGAUGGUAUGACCGAUCUUCAAAACAACGAAGAUUUCCAAGCCGUGUUGAAUUCUCCACUAUCGGCCAGCUUGGCUGACCUAGCGUACAGUUCUGGACAAACCAUGUUUACGGAUUUGGGUAGAUCGCCUCUUCCGUCCCCAAGUUUUACCUAUCCUACUCCACCAGCUAGUCAAGAAGGUCAAUCCCCUUCGCUAAAUUUUCAUUCGGUUAUGUCWAACGGUCACCUUGGGGACUUUUUUUAUUCGUCUGACAUGUCAAGUUCAGAAGCCGUUGAAGCGGCACUAAGCGAAGUGUUGCCAAAUUUCGAGUCUUCUACAGAUUCACCUUUAUCAGCCAACACACCAGUAUCAUCGCCGAUGUCAAUACAUAAUUCAUCAGCUGCACAGUCGCCAUUACCUAACCACCAUCAACACACGCUACAGGUAAUGAUGCCAAACUCGGAAGACCCACUGUUAUCCAGCAACCCUAAAGAAUUUAGGAAGAAAUUCGACUAUCAAACAUGUCGCUUGUACGGGGUCAAUGGAACUAUGGCACAAGUAAUCGACGGCAGUCAGUUUUUAAUCGACAAAAAUGGAGAUUUAAAAUUAGUUCAAGCCAGUUACCAAAAUCCUGGAACAAUGUUCGUCCAAACAGAAGCCCAGCUGAUUGAUAAACAUAUACCAGUUAUCAAACAACAAAAACCAGACAAUAACCAAAACUUUGAAGAUAUAGAUGACAUUUUCCUUAAUCCGUCAAGUAUCCCGCCAAAUAAUGCACAUCGAUUAAACAGAAAACGCUGUUUUGGAGAAACUACUACAUACAAACCGUUCCGAUCCAGAUUACGUAGUCAUAGACUUGGGAUGUUAAAUGAACCAACCUUGCAAUUUACUCCGAAACCCAUGUUGAGUCCUUCUAGAAAUGGAAGAGGUCUUUAUUGGCAAGCAAUGACUUCGUGGCCAAGCUCUUCGACUGUCAAAGAGGUUAUUGUUGAAGACUGCGUGGGACUAGAUUCACCACCAGAGUGUGAUGUACUGCCGCACAUUAAUCUCGGUCCAAAUUUCCAAGCUUUGAUACCACCAGUAAGCAAAACCAGACCAGCUAGAGAGCCGUCUAAUGAUUAUUUAUUAUGGGACCCUUGUAUCACAAGUUCAGUUUCUGAUCGAGAAGUUGAAAUGUACAUGGAUUUUGCGUGCUGUGCUGCAGUACCAGGUGGUGGAAGAAACAAAGAAUAUGCUUUACAUUUGCUACAUCUUUGCAAAGGAAACGUUCAAGAAGCAAUGUUAAAGUUGAUGCAACCAACGCCGUAUCUCCCACAAGGACAUCCUUUGAUGAAAUUUGAAUACACGGAAUCUGAUCACUGGACACCAAAUGAAGUAUCUAUGUUUCACAAAGCUAUAUUCAAAUAUGACAAAGAUUUUGCAUUUAUAUCCAAAGAGUUGGGUACAAAGACUAUGAAACAAUGCAUACAGUUUUAUUAUCUGUGGAAAAAAGUUUGCCCAGAAGAUUAUAAACAGUUUCAAUUCCAAAGACGAAAGUCGAGGAAUGAAGAUUCAAUGAUCAAUCCGAAAUUAGACAUUCCUGCUAACGACCUUAUGGUCACCACCAGUUCGGAGGACCAACAAACUUUCGUUUGCGAAUUCUCAGACUGUUUGUCGACAUUCAGUAACAAAAUAGGAUUAGCAGCUCAUAUGAGACUACACAAUAACGGAACACCAGAUCGAAGGCAAACCCUAACGCCAACACAAAAUGAUCCGAAUUAUGAAGAAUUCCCUUGCAAGAUCUGUGGAAAGAUAUUUACCAAAGUGAAGAGUCGAAGUGCCCAUAUGAAAUCGCACCGACCUCCAGACGCGGAACCAAAGAAACCAAAGUUGGACCAAAAUGUCGACUACGGCCAAAUGAUGCAACUCAAGACGGUCGCAACGCCAAUUCAGUUACAUAGACAAUGCUAAUAAGUGAACACUCGAGGCCACAUUCAAAAUGAAGCUCAAUUUUAAACGGAGCUCGUACAAUCAAUUUCGGGGUUGUUAGGUACUUUAAAAAAAAAAUGUCCAAGCAAUAUGCAUAUAAUUAAUAUAAUAUAAAAAUAAUAAUAAUAAUGUAUACACUCGUGCAAACAUACGACCGUAUGUGGGUGUGUGGUGUAUGUGUGUGUGCGUGCGUGCGUGCGUAUCACUAAAAAUACUUUUACGCAAUAGUUCUUCCUCGAUGAAGUCUAUAGCAUUUAAAUAAGCAAUAAUCAUCAUGUCUUGGACAAUAAUAAAAAUUAAUAAAUUGUGCCAAUCAAAUUCACGCUAGAAUCGAAAUGCUCAGUACGAAACUUAACAACUUUCUUUAGUCUCUAAGCUUUUGAAAACCAAAAACCAAAGUUCGUCAAUUAACACAUUAUGUGAUCAAAAUAGUUUCAAAUGUAUGUGUAUGUGUGUGUGAGUGUGUGUAUAUAAAAUAUAGUGUACAUUUCUAACCAGUAAAGCAUAUAUACGUAAUACGAUUUUAAAACACUCUUUUGAAACGCGAAUUUGGUACCUACUUGAAAAAAAAAAUUAAAUUAUAAACUCAUCAUGUUAUUAAUAUAAAAUAAUUAUAGUGCCAAAUAAGAAUA